CGGAAUUUAAAAAUAUUCGAAAUAAAUGUAUCAGGAUUAAAUUACAAAACAAAAUAAAAUGAAAUUUCAUUUAACGCCAUUGUAUUUGAAUUUGAUAUAUAUUUUAACAUUUACUUUAACUAGUAGUGAAAGUGCCAAAAUUUUAGCAGUUUUUGCAUUUCCGGGACCUUCGCAAUACAUUUUAGUGCAACCGUAUUUGAAAGCGUUAAUAGCUAAAGGCCAUAAGUUGACGGUGAUCAAUGCCUUUCCACAAAAGCAACCGAUUGCUAAUUAUCGAGAUGUGGUUGUCACCGAAGUGCAUGGAAAUUAUGAGGAUCUCAUCCAAGGUGCUCAAUACGAACGCAACAAAUGGCAAGAAAUGACAUUUUAUUGUGACUUCUUCUCAAAUGUCACUGAAACUGUGUUGAAAAAUCCCGAUGUUCAAAACUUACUGAAAACGGAAAAAUUCGAUUUAGUGAUACUGGAAGCACUUCACACUGAUGCUUGGUAUGCAUUGGGCAGACAUUUUAAAGCACCUAUGAUUGGUGUCUCCUCCUUUGGUACGGAUCCCGUUAUUGAUGAGUUAAUGGGAAACAUGUCACCUUUAUCGUAUGUGCCCUUAGUAACAGCUGGCCUAACGGAACACAUGACCUAUCCAGAACGUUUAAAAAAUGCCCUGUAUUCGUUAAUGGAAGUUUUGCAUGUCAGAGUAGUACAUUUGCCCAGACAAAGAGGACUUAUAAGGAAAUACCUGCCCCAUAUAAAAGAUGAUAUAUGGGAUUUAAGAACAAAUUUCUCGUUAAUGUUAUUAAAUCAACAUUUUAGCUUGAGUUUUCCCCGACCCUAUGUACCCAGUAUGGUGGAAGUGGGAGGUUUUCAAAUACAUUACAAACCCCAGCCACUACCAAAGGAAAUGCUGGAUUUUAUUAAUUCCUCCUCGGAAGAUGUCAUAUACUUCUCCAUGGGUUCUAAUGUUAAGUCAAAAGAUUUUCCUCCCGAACGUCUGCAGAUGAUUAAUGAAGUCUUUAGUUCUUUGCCCUAUAAAAUUAUGUGGAAAUUCGAAAGUCCCACUUUGCCGGGGAAACCCCAAAAUGUCUUCAUUAGUCCCUGGUUUCCGCAACCUGAUAUUCUCGCUCAUCCUCGUGUUAAACUCUUCAUUUCGCAUGGUGGCCUGCUGAGCACAACCGAAGCGAUAUAUCAUGGCAAGCCCAUGCUGGGACUGCCGGUGUUCUACGAUCAAGCUAUGAACAUUAGAAAAGCCAUACAAUCGGGUUUUGCUUUGGGCUUAAAUUUUGAAACCCUACCCCGCGAAGAGUUUAAGUCCAGCAUUUUGGAAAUGAUGCAUAAUCCAAAAUAUAUUAAUAAUGCAAAAACUAUAUCGAAAAUACAUCAUGAUCAACCCAUGAAACCCUUGGAAGUGGCCGUUUAUUGGACGGAAUAUGUUUUGAGGCACAAAGGUGCGCCGCACUUGCAAAAUCCUGCCCAGAAAAUGAGUUAUAUACAAAAGUACAGCAUAGAUACGGUAGGUGUUUUAAUAGCAGCAGCUGUUUUGGGUGAUAUAUUAGUGAUAAUUGCUGUUUGGAAAAUUGUUGAAUUUGUUUUAGCUAAAAAUGUGUCCAAUAAAGAGAAAGUUAAUUAA
Calliphora vicina (urban bluebottle blowfly) is the source of this 1618-nucleotide messenger RNA. RefSeq names its product UDP-glycosyltransferase UGT5-like. The coding region runs from base 59 to 1618 and encodes 519 amino acids. Gene Ontology annotation, molecular function: UDP-glycosyltransferase activity. The record is from RefSeq and is a predicted model, not a curated record. The transcript has 2 exons. NCBI's taxonomy places the organism in Eukaryota, Metazoa, Arthropoda, Insecta, Diptera, Calliphoridae.